Molecule: messenger RNA, 204 nt
Organism: Knipowitschia caucasica
Lineage: Eukaryota; Metazoa; Chordata; Actinopteri; Gobiiformes; Gobiidae
Source: the annotation of a GenBank genome assembly
AUGCACCCGGUGAAGAAGCGGGCCGUCCGCAUGGUGCUCAUCAUCCUGGCCAUCAUCGUGGUGCUCUGUGGGCCUUAUAUUGAUGAUCAGUGUCCACAACUGGAGCGACUCUGGCCUGUGGGGUCAAUCCAGAGCAGUGGAGUCUCCAAACUGCCGCGGGAGGUGCAGCUCGGUCCCGCUGAAGUGCAGGGAAGCUGGGGUUAG